Messenger RNA from Brassica napus (rape), 1025 nucleotides. RefSeq names its product pathogenesis-related protein 1-like. The record is from RefSeq and is a predicted model, not a curated record. Gene Ontology annotation, cellular component: extracellular region. The transcript has a single exon. The coding region runs from base 318 to 809 and encodes 163 amino acids. Lineage: Eukaryota; Viridiplantae; Streptophyta; Magnoliopsida; Brassicales; Brassicaceae.
AAUUCAAAUUUCACUAGCUAUCAUAUGUUCUAGAAUGAUUUAUGUCCAAUUACUCUGAAGUUUCUAAUAUAUAUUCUUAAUCAAUUGCCAACUAUAAUAAACCGGGGGCGCAUACUUCUCUAGUUACUAGUUUGUAAGUUAUUUAUGUUUAGUGGUAAAUCAGUUAACAAUAUAAAUUACAAGUGAUUAAUUUGGAAAUUAAAAACGUUCAACAAGUAACCAUGCAUGCCAACUACUAUAUAACUUCGCUUCAAUCUUUACUUCUAAUCCACAAAACUUAAUUACUCAUCCAAUCUAAUCGUCAAAAAAAAAACAAGAUGAAAAUCUUUAACCCAUCUCAAAACCUAAUCCUAGCCACAACCAUUUUCCUUGUUUUCAUUGUUCCCCUAAGAGCUCAAGACAGCCCACAAGACUUUUUGGACGCUCACAACCAAGCACGAGCAGCGGUUGGGGUGGAUCCUUUAGCAUGGGACGAGACAGUGGCUGCAUAUGCUCAGGACUACGCAAACCAGCGUAGAGGUGACUGCGCCUUGGAACACUCGAGUGGGCCCUAUGGAGAGAACAUCGCCUGGAGCAGUGGUGACAUGUCAGGUGUUGAAGCAGUUAACAUGUGGGUGAACGAGCAGGCUGACUACGAUUAUGGUUCCAACACAUGUGCCUCAGGAAAACAGUGCGGCCACUAUACUCAGAUUGUGUGGAAAAACUCGGUGAGCUUGGGAUGUGCAAAAGUGAGUUGCGACAAUGGUCAAACCUUCAUCACUUGCAACUAUGAUCCUCAAGGUAAUAUUGUGGGCGAGUGGCCUUACUGAAAAGAGUACCCACAUGUGAAUGUUUCAAAAAAUAUAUGUUAUGCAUGCAUGAAUUUAUGUUUCUAUAUAUAUUGUUCAGUUAUACCAAUCUUCAUCAUCAGCUAAUAAUGAUUGGUUUGUCCGGUUCAGGCCUCUUUUGUACCAUAUAUAUGUGUGGAUUUUUAUAAUGGAAUAAUAAAAAUGCAAUGCUACGGCUUGCACUUGCUUUGUGUGAUA